Micropterus salmoides (largemouth bass) is the source of this 8400-nucleotide messenger RNA. RefSeq names its product potassium/sodium hyperpolarization-activated cyclic nucleotide-gated channel 2-like. The transcript has 8 exons. Gene Ontology annotation, molecular function: voltage-gated potassium channel activity. Gene Ontology annotation, biological process: potassium ion transport; transmembrane transport. The record is from RefSeq and is a predicted model, not a curated record. Gene Ontology annotation, cellular component: membrane. Bases 1 to 3495 code for a protein of 1164 amino acids. NCBI's taxonomy places the organism in Eukaryota, Metazoa, Chordata, Actinopteri, Centrarchiformes, Centrarchidae.
AUGCUCAAUGUCAUGGACAGGAAUGAGGUUUCACCGGCGUCUGAUGCCACCAUGAAGAAGAAGGCGGUAGGCAGCAGUGGAUGCAGCCGCAUCAGCGCUCCCAAGGCUGCCACGUCCAAAUGCAAAAGAAGCAACAGCAGCCAGAACUGCUUGGACUCCGGUUCUCCCUGCGCACCGAGUGGUAGGCAGCCCGGCGCGGCCAGCAACGUCGUGAUGGACGAGACGGAGGACGGCGAAGAGGAGUCUAAGUUUCAGCAUCCGCGGUUGCGCCGUGCCGGGGGGAGCGGCAGUGGCGGAGGUGGAGGAGGAGGAGGCGGCAGUAUCAGGAUGAAGAACUUUACGCCAGGAGGGGGAGCCGCGUCCUCGGGUUCCAGGAGAAACUCCAACAAGGAGCCCUGCCAUACACACGCAGAGGACGCUCCUGCCGCCCCACGGCCCACUGCUACCUCCCGAACCGAGACCCAGACACCUUGUCCGGGCGAUGCUGCCCAGCGCACCGAGACCAGCAGAGCAUCUGGGGCGGAGGCGUCGGAAUCAGCGGUCACGGUAGAGAUUUUAAACGCCACAGCAGGUGAUGGUUGCAACAGCGCCGGUCCAAUUUCCAGCAUGAAAUGCAACAAAAACGGAGAAUGCAGGAGGGACUCGGGUACCGGGAGCCUUCGCUCAAUCAUCUCCAAGCAGGAGAAGCAGACAGGGGGGUCGGGGAGGGCCGAGGACGGAGGGAGCGCAAAGCGAGGAGCCUGUAACUCGACCACCGCCAGCAUGGACGGCUCGAUCACACCAGGCGGGUCCUUGACAGGAGGGCACGGAGGAGAAAGCGCAAACCCCGGCGCUACCCCCGUGUCCAGCGGUGUCCCCGAGAAAAAGGACUCCAAGGUGUCCUUCUCUAACGCACCAAGCCGGAAAGCAUCGUCCUCACUGCACGGCCCGACUCAGACUCAGCAGCAGCCCAGGAACUCUGUCACUUUCCAGAAGCCGGAGGAUGGACCGCCAAUUGUGCCCGCCGAGGAUGCGGAGCCUCGGGGCAGCCAAGCCAGCUUCAUGCAGCGGCAGUUCAGUAGUAUGCUGCAGCCUGGAGUCAACAAAUUCUCCUUACGCAUGUAUGGUAGUCAAAAAGCAGUGGAGAGAGAGCAGGAGAGGGUCAAAUCAGCUGGAAAUUGGAUUAUCCACCCUUACAGCGAUUUCAGGUUCUACUGGGAUUUCACAAUGCUGCUGUUUAUGGUGGGCAACCUGAUCAUCAUCCCUGUGGGCAUCACCUUCUUCAAGGACGAGACCACUACACCCUGGAUCAUCUUCAAUGUGGUCUCGGACACCUUCUUCCUUAUGGACCUGGUGCUCAACUUUCGCACUGGAAUCAUCAUUGAGGACAACUCAGACAUCAUUUUGGACCCUAAAACUAUUAAAAUGAAGUACCUAAAAACUUGGUUCAUUGUGGACUUUAUCUCCUCCAUCCCAGUGGAUUACAUAUUCCUCAUAGUAGAGAAAGGUAUCGACUCAGAGGUGUACAAGACUGCGCGGGCCCUGCGGAUCGUUCGCUUUACCAAGAUCCUAAGUCUUCUGAGGCUGUUGAGGCUCUCCAGAUUAAUACGCUACAUUCACCAAUGGGAAGAGAUCUUCCAUAUGACCUAUGACCUGGCCAGUGCGGUGAUGCGGAUCUUUAACUUGAUUGGUAUGAUGCUGCUGCUAUGUCACUGGGACGGCUGCCUACAGUUCCUGGUUCCCAUGCUGCAGGACUUCCCCUCAGACUGCUGGGUGUCCCUCAACAAGAUGGAGAAUGAUACCUGGUCAGAGCUGUACUCCUUUGCAGUAUUCAAGGCAAUGAGCCACAUGCUGUGCAUUGGUUAUGGCCGGCAGGCCCCGGAGAGUCUGUCAGAUAUCUGGCUCACCAUGCUGAGUAUGAUAGUAGGAGCUACUUGCUAUGCUGUUUUCAUUGGGCAUGCAACAGCUCUUAUUCAGUCUCUGGACUCCUCCAGACGGCAGUAUCAGGAAAAGUACAAACAAGUGGAGCAGUAUAUGUCCUUCCACAAGCUGCCCGCUGACUUCCGGCAGAAAAUCCAUGACUAUUAUGAGCACAGAUAUCAGGGCAAGAUGUUUGAUGAGGAGAGCAUUUUGGGAGAACUCAGCGAGCCUCUCAGAGAGGAAAUUGUAAACUUCAACUGUCGGAAGCUCGUGGCAUCCAUGCCACUGUUUGCCAACGCAGAGCCCAACUUUGUGACAGCCAUGUUGACCAAGCUGCGUUUUGAGGUGUUCCAGCCACAUGAUUACAUUAUAAGAGAGGGCACCAUUGGGAAGAAAAUGUACUUCAUUCAGCACGGAGUCUGCAGCGUCAUCACUAAGGGCACUCUGGCAAUGAAACUCUCUGAUGGCUCUUAUUUUGGAGAGAUCUGUUUAUUGACGAGGGGUCGGCGAACAGCCAGCGUGCGAGCAGAGACUUACUGUCGACUCUACUCUCUGUCUGUUGACCACUUUAAUGAGGUGCUGGAAGAAUAUCCCAUGAUGAGACGAGCCUUCGAGACGGUUGCCAUUGACCGUCUAGACCGCAUAGGUAAAAAGAACUCCAUCUUGAUGCACAAGGUUCAGCAUGAUCUCAACUCUGGUGUGUUCAACAACCAGGAGAACGAGAUGAUCCAGGAGAUUGUCAAGUACGACCGUGAAAUGGUGAAGCUGGUGGACCUGCAGCGGCCGCGGGCCAUGUCUAUGACCCCUUCCAUCGGUGGUAUCUUUGCUCCUCCUGGCCAACCGCAGUCAGGCUCUGCUAUUGCCACUCUUCAGCAGGCUGUGGCCAUGAGCUUUUGUCCGCAAAUGGCGAGUCCCCUGGUAGGUCCAGGGACUCUGCAGUCUCCUCGUAUGGUGCGACGGUUCCAUGUGAUGCAGAACCUGGCCAGCCCAGUCUCCAUGUCUCCUCUUCAGUCUCAACCCCCCCAGGCGUUCGGAGGGGCUUUUGGAUCCGCAAUCUCCAGCCCACCUGUACAAAGCCCACUCGCAGCUUCAGGACGGACUUUCCAGUACAUGGCAAGUGCAGGACCCUCUGGUUCCCAGUUGUCCCUAGUACAGCACCAUGCACCCAGCCCCACACAGACCCAGCAGAGGCCUGCCUCGCACAAGAGCACCCACUCCCUUCAUACAGGUAGCUUAAGCCAGGAUACCCGGGCCCUGUCUGCCUCCCAACCUUCCCUCCCCCAGGAGGGAACGCCACAAGCUGCCUCUGCAGCCCCCAGCCCCCCACCAUCCACCCGCACCUCCAACAACUCCAUCGGCCCCCCUCAGCCCCCUCACCCCAGCCUGCCAGGGCCCUCAGGGGUAGGGAGAUCAGCAGGAGCUCAACAGAGGGUGGCCUUUGCCUCUACACCUCCUCCCGGUGGACCUGCUGGAACAGGAGCAGUAGCAGCAGCUGCUGGGUCAGGACCUCCAGACUCUGGACUUCCCAAGAAAGAUUCAAUUGUCAGCCUUCCAGAGCUAGACUCUGCCAGAUCCCGGCUGUCUUCCAACUUGUGACCCUGGUAGAGUUCAGGAAAGAGGCCUUUUUUGUAGGAGAAUCUGUUUGUUUUAGGUCAGUCCAGCUGAUCUGUCAGUCUGCUAAAUGACCAAUCAGCUACCGCCAGCGCCACCAGUCAAUUGACCUGGAUGCACUGUACGCUGGUGUCAGCAGAUGGAAAAGAGCAACUCAAAGUCUUGAGAUACUUUGGCUAGGAGGAGUCUAUACAAUUUAACUAGUAUAACUUAAGGUUGAACUGGCCUAGUCUACUGUGCCAGCACCUUUAGUCUUAGUAUCACCCCUUACACACUGCUUCCAAACACCUACUGUAUAUCGCUGUCUUUACUGUAAAGAUAUGAAGAAAAGUAUGAUUAAUGUAACUAUUGCAUACUGUGUAGAAUCCAUGCAAUGCAAUCUAGCAGGAGCUGGACUUAAAAAUGAAAAUCAGGGACUUGAGGUCAAAUGACAAUGACAUUUUAAGCAUUCAAAAAGUGUUUUCAGUGUAAUUUUUCCGUAUAAGCUGUCGUAGCAAAAGAACACAUUGCUCUUCAUAUUGUUUAAACUAGUAGUGAAAAUAGUGUUUUAGACUGCUGGUCGAUCUUACAUCGAUGUGUAAAUAGUUGAUGAAAAAAGUACAGAGGGAUAUUAUAUUCAUUGUAUCUACCCAAACCAAAGUUGAGCUUGAACACAAAGUCUGGUUGUGUCUGUAUCAACUAAAAAAGAAACAUAGAAGAAAAUGCCAUUUAUUUAACUGCCUUGAUUCAACGUUAGAAGCCAUAUAUUUGGUUUGUGUGUAUGUAUAUAUGUGGGUGUAAGUUUGUGUGUGUGAGUUUGUUGGUACAUUUUUGUUCUAUUUUCAGAGAAUGGACUCGCACACUCUCUACACUGCUUUGUCAAGUGCGAUUGGUUUCACAUGCUGAUGGUGGCACUGACCAGUUUUCAUGAAACAUCUGAGAGGCGGUCAGCUGUUUGGUCAGCGUACUGAUUGUAACCCUGAUGGUUAAAUAAUAUGAGCUUUAUUGAAAGGAAACAUUUGUGAACAACCCAUACUAUAUACUUGCUUGUUUUUGUCUAGGUUUAUUGAUUAACACAUGCAAUAUAAUUCUGCAAUACUCUACCCCGCCUAUAUAUAAAAAUAUGAAUAUAAUAUCUAUAUAUAUGCUGUACAGGAAAGUGAACUUGUUUCUUUUUUCUUUUGUUUUCUUUUUAAUGUGAACUCUGAAUCCAGCAGCUAUUGUGGCUUCACUUGAGGUAUUGUAAUCCAGUGACCAUGUUGUUACCUUAACCAAAAAUGUUUGAGGGAAUGAGGGGAUGUGCAGUGUCAUUUUUCAUAAAAACAGAUGGGAUAAACUACUUAAAACUGGUUUAGAGUCACAGGAGGAAUCCACGCUUUGAGUUCAGCAAGUCAGAUCCUCAAAAAUGUCACAUUAAAGCCCAUUUGAAGAUAUAAAAUUGUAACAUGAAUGCGGGGUUUGGGGUGGGCAAUAUGGGGUACGAAUGCCUCACAUGUAAAAACUCUUUGUCCAUAUCAAACUCUCUGUGUGCCCCAUAUCACCCAAAACUCCCAUGAAUGUCUCAACAUUUAGACCCACAACAAUCCUAUUGUACAAAUUUUGGGAUUGGGUUGAGGCUUUGGUCAUAUUUAUUCUAAAUAUUCUGAUCCUGCUGAACCUAAAAGCCUUCUCUUGCUGAAUGUAUGCCAUACAAGAAGGGAGACAGCUAAUCAGAUUAAAACUGCCAUGUAAAUAAGGGGACAUUUAAAGAGGCUUUUAUGAUGCAAGGGGGUUGUGGGCGUUGCUGUAUCUGUUGCUGAGUGUCUGUGUGAUCUUUUUAGGUUUGAUUUUGCUUCUCUGGGUAGAACGUUGCUGUAUUUAACCUGUAUGCUAACCCCCCACCCCCUACACCCUACACCCUAUCCCCAGAUCUUACACAAGAGGAUACAAUUUUUUUUGUUCAUUCAUUGAAGUGGGUGUGAACCAGAGCGAGUCAUAACCACUUUGAACUCCUCGGUCCAAAGCGAGCACUGAGGACAUUCAGUUAAGCACCUGGUGUUGCAAUCAAAAUAAAAAUCGAUGCUUUAUUCUCUUAAAUGGUUGCAGUACUGCUCUUGGACCCAUUAUCUGGUUAAACUGAAAGGACAACAAGUGAAUACAAUUGGGAUAGAAAAUAGGCAGCUGAUUCAAUGUAUUAAACAAACAUCGUGUCCAACUUUUUCAGCUCUGAGCAUCGAUCCAAAGCCAAACUGUAAAUCAAUGCGAUGGACAUUUCACUCAGGUUUGCUAUCUUCCCAGAGAGAUGUAUUGAUUACUGUAGUGUGGCUUUCUAUUGAUUUAUGUAGACUUGUCUAUCCUUCCAUGAUCAACCUGUUGAUGCUGAAAGAUUCCCCUUGAAUUUUGAUUGGCUGAGAAAAACAAGGAGGACCUAAUUGAGUCAUAACCCUCAGAUUGUUUUUAGUGUAACUCGCUGUCAUUUUGUUUUGAUCACUUUACCUGAGAGCUGUUGAAAUCUUGAAACAAGGUGUAGGUGAUUGUUUUUAUCCAAGGGCUUCAUAAUAUGGCUUGUAAACCUUGGCUCAUUGUAGAGCAGCCACAUUUUCACUUUAGGUUUGAUCAGUAACAUGCACUAAACCUUGUUCUUUGUCAUUACUGGGUCACAGUGCUGCAACCAGCUUCGUCAGCAACACAGGAACUUUGUAUUGCUUUUUUCCUAUGGGAAAGGUACAUGCCAAAAUGCCAAUGUGAUUGUGAAUGAGCCGAGUCCAUUUGAGCCAAUAGCUGUUGUGUGCUUCAAUACUGUUCCAGUGCAAUCAGUUGGUCCUCGUCCCUAUUCCUUUGUGCUAAUACCAGAGUUUGCCCUAUUAAGCUGCUAUCAGGACUGUGCUGAUAUUAUUUGAAUUUUUGAGUCUGAGUCCACAGUCAGUGAGAGCAAGAUGGAAGGAGAGUUAAAGAGCUAAUGUUUCAGGCAAUAUCAGGCACCGUCUCUAUUUCAUUGCAUCCAUCCAGUAAGGUACUGUAGUGUGUAAUUCACUCCCGAUCAAAGGAUGGCAUCCCAGAUACUUUAAUCAGUACCACUCUGUUUCAACCCUCAGCCAUGAGGCUGAUACAGUCCUAGCAAAGCACUCACUUCUGUCAGUUAUCUGUUUUGUGUCUGUGUCACAAGUGUGUCCAAUCAGUUGGCUUCCAGCCGCUGUUGACGUGUGUGUGAUGUAGCGCUGUAUUUGCCUGAUGACGGGGGGUUCAAAGUCAAAGUGCGAUUGUUUAAUGGUCCUUCUUCUGGACCUUGCUGUGAAGUGGGAUUGAAAUCCCACAUACAUGUUUGACACUGACUGACAAUUAUUGAGAGUAUCUAGUUUCAAACCUCUCAUUCUUGCUGUACCAGAUAUAAAGGGUACUGAAUGCCUUGAUGUUGAUAUGUUAGUAAAUCAGGGUAUUAUUUUUGUUUGUAAAAGUGUCUGUGAUUUAUCAGAAUAUUUUGUUUGGUUAUUGUUUUUGCAAUGUGCCCCAUGCACAUGAACUGUAUAUACCUUGUGCCUAGUAUAUCUAGUUUCCACAUAGUCUAUUUUUGUGGUAUGUAUGUGCCUGUAAAAAUGCAAAUAUGUGUUUUUAUUUUCAACUUGCAAUAUAUGUAAAAACAAACAAACAAACAAAAAAACAUUAGAUGAAGACUACUAUUGCUAAAUUAAAAUGACAAUGUCAGUAUAUAUAAUUUACCCUAAUUUGGGAAACACAAAAUUGCACAUUUUUGUUGGUUUGAGCCUUCCAACACCAUGCGCGCUGUACUCUGUACUUUCAUGUUCUGUACAUAUGGUAUAAACAGAGAUGUGGGGCACAUUGUUGUGUUUUACCACAACUUGCUGUAUAAGAAACAUUUUCUACAGUGAGAGGGUGAGCUCUGACACGUUUCUGGUGGAUAUUGGCAGUCUAGACAUUGGCUUAGAUGACCUUCUUGCUGCACAGAGCCAAAAAUCACAAAGGAAAUAAUUAAUAAAACUGUGGCGGAUGCCUGCAUAAUAUCAAUACAGAAACAAAAACUAGCCGUGCUGAAAAAUCUUUCUCAAACCAUAUUGUUGCACAGGUCUUUUAACUGAUGCUAGUUGCACAUUGAUGAUCUGGUGUUUGCUAAUUUGAAAAAAAACAUCUCUCCAAGGCUGAAUUUGGCUCACGAGCCACAGCAGUCACAAGCUUGACUCCCGGUUGAGUUAACCUUGACAGUUGAUAGCAGAGUGCAUGCUUGUAUUUUUCUUAUCUAAGCGGAGUUCUGUGUACGAUUCUUAGUGGGACCUUCAAAUCUAGUGCACCAACUACUGUACAAUGAUUUUAUUUAGUCUAACAGUUAAACCUUUGUGUCGUAGCUACUGUAGCCUGCUUAGCUUACCUAAGCCUUCUCUGCUUCAGGACUCUGUGUAUUGUGUGCUUGAGUUUGUGUGUGCGUGUGUGUGUUCCUGUGCCUUUCCUUCUAUAAUGUUGGUCCCACUUGAGAAUAUGAUGCCAUUUAGGGGUUUGAAACCUACAUGAAGCUGAGAGAGACACCAGCGCAAGCUGGAAAGUGUUACAUGGUCACAACUUCACUUGUUCUAAAAACAACAACACUGAAAUGCUCCUAGAAAUGACUCUAGCACAUCCCUAGACUUAGUAGCAUUCCAUGGCAUGCACGAGCAGCUCGGUGUGGGCAUCCAGGCACACUUUAAUACCAGCACCAUGUAGACAACAGCACAGAUAUCUGACACAGCAUGUGUCGCCUCUCUCUCUCUCUCUCUCUCUCUCUCUCUCUCUCUGGAGGCCAAUCUGCAACCAUUUCAGGCUGUGCUUGGCUUCUGCUCUUAACAAAAAGGUUAAAGUAUAUCAGAACUCCAGCUCUGUCUAAGUUGAUGUCUACAAUCCCAAAUCAGCUCCAAGCCCGAGCCGCAGCACUUCAAAAUCGAUCUC